This is a messenger RNA of Peronospora belbahrii, 234 nucleotides long. The record is from the annotation of a GenBank genome assembly. Lineage: Eukaryota; Oomycota; Peronosporomycetes; Peronosporales; Peronosporaceae.
AUGGGCGGUGGUCAUUACGAAGCUCCCCGCGUGGCUACGCGACAGGAAAUGGUUGACGCUAAGGUGCCGCUACACUAUCGUGACACAUGCGCGGGUCUGCUCAUUCCAUUGAAUAAAUGCCGACGGGUCACGUAUUUUCUCCCGUGGAAGUGCCAAGACCUGCGCCAUGCCUACGAGAAGUGUCAGUACGAGGAGUGGAAGACUCGCGUGGAACUUCUCAAGAACCAGGAUUAA